This is a messenger RNA of Biomphalaria glabrata, 5773 nucleotides long. RefSeq names its product FAST kinase domain-containing protein 1, mitochondrial-like. NCBI's taxonomy places the organism in Eukaryota, Metazoa, Mollusca, Gastropoda, Planorbidae. The record is from RefSeq and is a predicted model, not a curated record. Bases 65 to 3019 code for a protein of 984 amino acids. The transcript is spliced from 12 exons.
AUAAGUUACUAGAUCUAGUUAGUUAUUGAGGAAGUACAAAUCCUGAUGUGAAGUUCCCUGAAAAAUGAUCUUGCAAGAAGCUAAAGUUUGUGUUAAAGCAUCCUGUAGAGCUUACAAAAAAAAUAACUUUGAAGCCAGACUGCUUUCUAUAUUUCAUAGUAUAGCAUUUAAACAUACCUUUUCCAUACAUUUGAAAAACAAUUUAGAAUUAUCUACAAGAGCUUCAAUUCAUAACCAAAACUUGAAUCAAUGCAUCCAGAAAACUCACUUCUAUAGGUGUAAAAAUAAAUAUUUUGAAAUUAAGCAUUGUUUUUCCAGCUUUACCAGAUUAAAAUUACAUUGCCCUCAGUGGCUAAGAUUUGAUAUUCCAAAAUGUUUUUCCACUUCUAAAGUUCCUAAUGAGAUAACAUUGGAACAGAACAAUUGUAAUAGUAUUUUAGAGAGUACAGAAAAUGGAUUUCUUGACAGUAUUGACAAUGCUAGGAAACCAGAAGAAAUACUUGCUCUGACAAAGUCUUUUUUGAAUGCUGGGAAGUUGCGAUCUCAUCAUCUUGUGCCUAUAUUAGUCAAAUACAGAACUUUAGUGUACUGUGGAAUGGUUCCAAAUUUCACUGUUAAAGAUGAAGGUAUUCAGAAAAAACAAAUACGCUUAAAUUUAUUAAGCCAGAAGAUGGUGGAAGAAUUUGUCUUUCACCCAGAUUUUCAAGAACUGUUACAGUUUUCUGAAAGCCAAAUUCAUUUAUUAACAUUACAGGAAAGUGUUUUAAUUCUAAAUGCCUUACAGUGGUUUGAAUUGACAACUAAGGAUUCUAUUUUUCAGGAGCUUAAAUUAAAAUGUAUUGACAAUAUUCAUGAAAUGAGUCUUCCGCAGCUUGCAUUUUUUUCUUCAAGUCUUACUGAUUCCUUCGACUAUUCUGCAAUGAGUAAAGUGGUGGAAAAAGCAAAACAGAUCAUUUUUGAAGAUGACAGACAUGUUGAUUUAAAUGACAUUUGUGUUAUAUUUUCAAAUGUAAGAAAAGUCGUCAGCUCUGAGUUGUAUAUUGCUUGUGCCAAAAAAAUGGUGUCAAUUCUUAAGCAAAAUCCAUCUCAGAUGUCUCUUGAGAACUUGAUAAAAUUAAUAUACUUUGCACACAUAUCUGAAAAUGAAUGCUUGGAAAUAAUAAUCAAUGCACUGUUAAGUUUUCCACCUGAGUCUUUUAAAAAAAUUGACAUUGGGACAUCAGGUUUAACACUUGAUGUUGCCUUGUUUUUAAAUGGAGCUCCAUGGCAAUGCCAGCAGCUGAAAAAAAUGUCUGCAUCUUGUGCCAAUGAGCUGUGCACAGAGAACUCCUUACCAGUUCAAGAUGUUGUGAAAUUAAGCUUGGCCUGCAAUAAGUACAUCAUUAACAAUAAUAAACAAGCUGCGGAGAAACUUGCUAUCUGUGUUCAAAAUUUAGAUAAUUUCCUUUUUACAGAGUAUCUUCAGCACUUCAAAAACAUGUGGCCUUUAAAACUAAAUUUAGCUCAAGCCUUCCAGGAUAGACUUGUUAAAUUUCUUCAAGAAUUAGAGGAGCAUGACUUCAACCAUUUCAUUUUACAGGAUGAGACUGAACUAGCCCUUCUUAUACUUAGAUAUUAUCAAAAACUUCAACAAAUAGGGCUUCCAGUAGAUAAGACAAUAGAGAAUGUGGUUAAAAGGCUAACAAAGUUUCAUGUGUAUACUUGGUGUUGGCCAAAGCAUCUAGCUCUACAUGUUGUAACAGAUGCAGUGGAGAAACUAAGCUUAAACAGUGCCCUGUUCUCUGGGUACCUGACAACUGUGUUGAAAGUGUUGAGAUGUCUAGAUCUGGAUGAACUUAUUAUGUUCAAUCGAGAUGUGGAAAGUAUUUUGAUGUCUAGAGAUAAUUCUAAGACUGUCAAGUUUCAAAGCUUUCAAAUACGCAAGACCAUAUCAGAGAUAUUCCACAGUCACCUAAACCAGGCCAACCGGCUAUCCCCUGCAUUGAUCACCCAUAAGGCCAUCCCUCCCUCUCUCCUCUAUGAAACUAAACCCGGGCUUCUGGAACCACUUUUGUGUAGUCUGCCGAGGUUUACAUGCGAUAGGGAGGAAAUCAAUUGCAUGAGAGCUUUGCGGAUACUGGAGUUGACAGCAGAAAAAUUUCAAGUCUAUCAGGAAGAUACAUUUGAAAACCUCCUAGCUUAUGUCAUCACAAAUCCUAAUGAAGGUAUUUACUCCAAGUUCCAGUAUGUUAAAGCAGCGUCCUACGCAGCCUACAUGCCCAUGAACAGUAAUUGCUUCAUUAGCAUGUGUCAGCAUCUGUGUCAGGAUAUAAUUCAAGCUGAUUUGCUUGAAAAACGUUUACAGGUUGAACUUGCUUAUAGCCUUUCUCUUUUUGGAAUCUACUUUGACAUGUUUCUGAACAGGAUAUUCACAGUAGACUUUUUAUCCAAACUAGAUGAGGAACUGGCAGAUCUGAGUUUGAAAGGAGCCCUAAGGAUCAGAAAUAUAAUGAUUACAUUGAGCCAAAGUGUUGCAUUAGAGUGUCCACAUCUUUCUAUAUAUCGGAUCAAUAACAAUACAAAAUUACCAAAGCUAGCAAGUGAUGCGACCUCAGUAAUUGAAAAAAUGUACCACAGCCUGGCACGCCUCUGUGGGAGUACUUGUUGGGUUCAGAUGUUUGGUGAAAGCUCUUAUGGACACAAGAUAGAUGCUGUCCUGUAUGUUCAAGAUAAAUUAAUACUUGUCACGCCAGAAGAAGGGGAGCAAAAGUUCAAAGCUGGAGAAAACAUUGACAGAAUAGCUGUGUUGUACCUAGGCAAGGGCCGCUACUGUAUGAACAGUGAUCAUUUGAAUGGCCAAAUUACUGCAAAGAUUAGACAUUUGGAGAUGUUAGGAUACAUCAUUGUACUGGUGCCUUACUCUGAUUUGUCUUCCAUGGUGCAUCAGACUGACAACGGUCUUGACCGAUACCUCCAGAACAAGAUCAAUGCUGCUGUGGGAUGUAAUCUGUUGAACAAACAACUGGAUGAAUUCAGCUGAACACCCUGAGGUAGCUUUUGGCUGACAUGGUUUGUACUUCAGACUGUUGACCUAAUGAUCAGUGGUUUCAAUCCUGUUGACUUACAGAGUGCUAUCAUCUCAAUUGAGCUUAAAUAAGACUUGAACUUUCAUUAGGAUGUUACCGUAAACUCCUGGUGGAAGGGAGAAAUUCAGUAUUGUUCUACCCUUAGCAAUAAUGGUUGCUAUUUGUCUAAAAAGUAUUCAAUAAUGAUUAGGUUAUGAUAUUACUACCUUGAUGUUCAUUCCUUGAUACAAGUGAACCGUGUUAUAUAAAGAAUAGGCAUUUUUUAUGAAAUUGUAAUCUUUUUUUUUUUCAAAUGGAUACUUUAGUCAUGUAAGAAGCUGGUUCUAGGUAUGAUUAGAUUUUAACUAUUGUUAUAUCUAACUUUUUAAAAAUAUGUUUACUUUAAUCUUUUGAUAUGUAAAAUCAGUGUUUCUCAAACCUUUAUUAGUAGCAUCCCCCACAAAAAUUUCAUUCAUACCAUCAAUAAAGUCCCAAAGUUUUAUAAAUGUUAAAAAAAAAAAAAAAGAAAGAUGACAUUAUAACACAAUUUUUCAUUUUUACUUUGAGUACCCAAUCAAUAUUUACAAUAUGUUUGGAAUCCAAAUUCAUGUAGUGAAUGUUCAGUAAAACUAGUCCACUUAGUCUUUUUUUUUUUUCUGGAAAGGUUUUUUUUUGUAGAUCAUUUUUUAAUAUUUUGUAUUUGAUGGCAGCAUGUUCCCCAACCCCUCCACUAUAACAUCUGGAGGAGAGAUGAAAAAAAAAAUCCACAUUAGUUUGAGGCAUACUCCUGACCAUGGCAUUUUCCUGUAUUAUGAUCUUCAGAAAUUCAAUCUCCUGGCAUCUACAAUGCACUUUUUCUCUUAGUGAUAUGAGGGCAAGGUAAUAAAAAGGGUGACGUAAAAAGAGGUGGGGUGGGACGAUAUUGAAGUAUAGGUGAAAUAUACAUGCACCUGGUGUCUAGAUUGCACUGUUCAUCCUAGUAAAAAGAAAAUAUGCAGAUCAAAUAAAGGAGACAGAACUUGCUAGUACUAUUAUGUGAGGGUAAAUGGAGGUAUAUUGCUUAUACUUCUUUAAAGGGCAUUAUCAUCAUAUCAUCUUCAUGUUAAGUUAGGCGUCUUGUCGCUGGCCUUUUUUGUCAUGCAAAAGUUAUCAACAGAAUAAUAGACAACUAUCAAAGAUGCAACCAUUUAGACAUAAGAAAGUUCAUGUCAGGGAAGACAUUUUGAAAUGUUUUGAGUCUUUAUUGUUGAAUUUAAAUUGACAGACUUCAUGGCCCCCCCCCCAUACCCCUUUUGGGGUCUCAUAGCAUUAUGUAACAAAGUAUUCCUGUACCUUCACAUUAUAAUCUUUGUGUUACAACCUUGACAUUAUUUAUAAUCUUGAUGCUAGAAAGUUAGUGAAAUGUUUGUUUUCAUUUAUUAAUUUUUAAGCAUACAUCUGUAAAUCAGUGGCUCAUGACAAAAGCUUAACACCAAAGGUUUCUGGUUUACUCUUCAAUGCGUAGGUUGUUGUUUUUUAUUAGUGUGGCAGGCAGUUUUUUAAAGUGUGGUUAAAAAAAAAAAGAUCAAAAUCUCUGUUCUACAUGAUCAAUAGAUGUUGUGAAAGAAAUAACAUAAUUAAUUGUUUUGAUAUUAGAAUAAUUUGAAUAAAAGAAUUGUAUUAGAACUAUAAUGAUCAGAUACAAAUUUUAUGUUUAAAUUUAUAGAUCGUCAAAGUAAAAGCAUGCAAUGGUAACUAGAAGCCUGCACUAACAUCUGGAUGGUCCCUGGUUUGAGUCGUCCCUUCAGCCAUCCCCUAAAACCCUCCGGAAGUUUGGGACUAGGAAGUAUAAUACAUUUUAAUUCUGAAGGGACAUUUCAAAAUGUAAAACAGACCAGAACUUUGCAUAACUGUCUUGCUGUUUUCUUGAGUGUAUCUCCAAUGAUUAUUGGAUGGAAAUGUGAUUUAUCUUGUAUUGGUAUUCAAUGAAGGAGAUUUUGAUACACUUAAGUUUUGUAAACCAAGUUUUUGAUUUAGAGGUGCCCAUGUCUUUCAACAAAUAUAUUCAAUAGUUAAUUUUUAAAAGUAACAUUGAUUUGUUUAUAUGCUCAUGGUCUAGGACAGUGUUUUCCAAAUUGUGUAAACAGAGGCCUGAAUAGGUGUUCCACAAACUACUGGAAUAAUUAACUAGUAAGCCACCACUUGCAUUCACCUCUCUAAAAAAAAUGAUUUUAAUGUUCUGCUUAAUACUUAAUAUGUGCGACAUGUUUCCUUAAGGAAAAAGUUUGGUAAAUACUGGUCUAGGAUCUGAUGAUUACAACCAAUUUCUUUCUGUCACCAAAUCUCAAUGUAAUUUUCCAUUGAAGCUAUUAUGGGCCAAAAAGUUGCCCCCCACUUUUGAGAUAAAAGGAUUAAAACAUGGGGCAUUGUUGUUUUUUUGCCAUUGCUUUAAUCACCAUGAUUUAUUUCCACUUCAGAUUAUAAUAAAUACUAUAAUUCAAGUGUUUAGGAGUUUCAAAAAUAGCUAUUUCCAGUCUGUAAAUUUUCAUAUUUUAAAAUUUGUAGUUUGUGUGAUAAAAUAAUAUCAAAGAUGAUGAUAUGUCUGAUGUUUGAUACUAAUCUUGAGAUUGUGUUGAAAAGUAAGCAUUCAUCAUCAAUGAUUGCAUAUAUAUAUGUUUUUUGUUUUAUUACAAUUUGUGUUUUAUAAUGUCAUUAAAAAAUACAUUGAACAUGUUGUAAUUAUUACAUAA